UAUGCUUCUAAAUUGAAUGAAAUUAGUCAACCCAGGAUGGAAUCUUAUCCUAUUGUAAUCUUGAAGCGCCCGUAGCUUCAAAGCAGUCCUCUGUUUAAGGAUGUGAAUGUGAUUCAAAUGUCUACUUGAUGGAGUGAAUUUCAGUCAAUCUUGCAACCUUUGUAAGCUUAGGUUGUGUUUGGGUGAGUUAGAGAGAUAGCAGGACUAGCCAUGGCACUGAGCUCUCUCCGCCUCCUCCGAACAAUAAGCUCUCCACCCUUAACACUGUGCUUCCUAUCCUCUAUUCCAGUUCCCCAGCACCAGUAUCAUUUACAGAAUCCUGGACCCUUUAUUCAAUCUCGGCCUUUCGAUUCUUUGUAUGGUAAAAAGGGUGGGAUUAGAAGCAGUGGUUCUUUGUCAUGGAUUUUCCGAGAGGCCCAAAGCCUUGGCCUAAGGAGAUGGAGAAAUAUGGCUUUCUUAGCAACUGCUGAAGUUUGUGACACAAAUACAGCCCUUUUGGGAAGUGGAGACUUGCGCGUCCUGCCACCAAUGUUCCAGAUGUAUGGACAAUGUCGAGCAUUCUCAGGCCCCAUUUCCACUAUUAAAGUUUUUGAGGACAAUGUACUGGUUAGGGAGCUUCUUGAAACCAGAGGCGAGGGAAGAGUAUUGGUCAUUGAUGGUGGAGGAAGCAUGAGAUGUGCUCUGGUUGGAGGGAAUAUGGGACAGUUGGCUCAAAACAUGGGAUGGGCUGGUAUUGUGGUAAAUGGCUGCAUUAGAGAUGUAGAUGAGAUCAAUGGAUGUGAUAUUGGGGUUAGGGCCUUGGCAUCUCAUCCCAUGAAGUCAAACAAAAGAGGCCAUGGCGAUAAGCAUGUUCCAAUCAACAUUGCAGGAACCUUGAUCCGCGAAGGGGAAUGGUUGUAUGCUGAUAGUGAUGGCAUCCUUGUCUCAACAUCUGAAUUGUCUAUUUGAAUCAGCAUUGUAAGUUGAUCUUUUAAGUUCUCCUACCAAUAAGAGGAUUGAGUUUCGAAGACAAUUGUACUUGAAGGCUGUAAUUUUGCUAAUUUUGUUAGCAUAUAAAAUUGCAUUAUUAAUUUCCCUU
Molecule: messenger RNA, 1078 nt
Organism: Fragaria vesca subsp. vesca
Lineage: Eukaryota; Viridiplantae; Streptophyta; Magnoliopsida; Rosales; Rosaceae
Product: regulator of ribonuclease-like protein 3-like
Exons: 2
Coding region: 211-948 (245 amino acids)
Biological process (GO): regulation of RNA metabolic process
Molecular function (GO): ribonuclease inhibitor activity
Source: RefSeq, a predicted model, not a curated record